Messenger RNA from Dinoponera quadriceps, 3148 nucleotides. RefSeq names its product putative fatty acyl-CoA reductase CG5065. Gene Ontology annotation, molecular function: alcohol-forming very long-chain fatty acyl-CoA reductase (NADP+) activity. The transcript is spliced from 9 exons. Gene Ontology annotation, cellular component: peroxisome. The record is from RefSeq and is a predicted model, not a curated record. Lineage: Eukaryota; Metazoa; Arthropoda; Insecta; Hymenoptera; Formicidae. Gene Ontology annotation, biological process: long-chain fatty-acyl-CoA metabolic process. Bases 152 to 1714 code for a protein of 520 amino acids.
UGCGGAUUACGACGGAGCUCGGCAAGUUUGGGAUUACGCGCGCGAUUCAGUCCCGCAACUCGCAAACGCGGAAGAGCGCGAAACGCACCGAUUUCAAGUGAUCCAAGAAGUUAAGUCGGGACGUGUGGAGCAUCGUCAAUAGCGCGCAACCAUGGACGGCUCGAAAAGCAAAAUCCAACCCUUCUACAAAGACAAGACCAUUUUCAUCACCGGUGCCACCGGCUUCAUGGGAAAAGUCCUCUUGGAGAAGCUGCUGUAUAGCUGCUCCGAUCUCGACAAGAUCUAUAUUCUCAUACGACCCAAGAGAGGGAAUAGCAUCGAUGUCCGGCUCGACAACAUAUUCAAGUUGCCCAUGUUCCAUAGGAUACGCCAAGAGAAAAGUCACAUGAUGAAGAAAAUAGUGCCGCUGAACGGCGACGUAACUAUGCGCAAUCUGGGCCUCACCGACGAACAGCGGCAGAAACUGAUCAACGAGGUGCACAUAGUAUUCCAUUUCGCUGCGACUCUUCGGAUGGAGGCGAAAUUGAAAGACUCUGCCGAGUUGAACCUAUUCGGCACGAGGAGGGUGCUGGAUCUAGUCAAGGAGAUAAAGAACCUGCAGGUGUUCGUGCACUUGAGCACGGCCUUCUGUCACAUUGACCAAGAGGAACUCGGUGAGAUCACCUACGACGCUCCUCACGAUCCUGACGACGUCAUGAGGCUCCUUCGAUGGAUGGAUGAAAGCGCUAUAGAACUGGUUACGCCCAAAUUAUUAUAUCCGCAUCCGAAUACUUACACCUACACGAAGCGUUUGGCGGAAACGCUGGUGACCAGGGAAUACCCUAAACUACCUUGCGUCAUCGCUAGGCCGUCGAUCGUAACUCCUGCCGUCAAUGAACCGGUACCGGGAUGGGUGGACAAUCUGAACGGUCCUACUGGGAUACUCGUUGCUGCGGGCAAGGGUGUCCUCAGAUCAAUGCUUUGCAAUACCCAAUAUCAUGCUGAACUUAUACCGGUUGACAUAGCGAUUAAUUCUAUAAUUGCAAUCAGCCACAAAGUGGCUACCGAAGAGAAGCCGAAAAAUAUACCAGUGUUCAAUAUAACACAGAGCGGCGUAAUUCCGAUAACGUGGGGUGAAAUAUUGAAAUUGGGCAGGAGUAUUAUUUAUCAGUAUCCUUUCGAAGGACAGGUUUGGUAUCCGGACGGCGAUGCGCGAAAUAACAAAUAUAUACAUGGUCUCAUGGCUUUUUUCUUCCACAUCAUCCCCGCGUACCUGAUCGACUUCCUGAUGCUGAUAUUUCGACAGAAAAGAUUUAUGGUGAAAAUCCAGAAACGAAUUGCAGACGGCCUCGAAGUACUACAAUAUUUUACCAUGAAGAAUUGGAUAUUUUACAGUAAGAAACUAUUGAUGAUGCGCGACGAAAUGUCACCGGAGGACCAACGGUUAUUCCCAAUAAGUUUUAAAUUAUUAGACUUAACUGAAUAUAUGAAAGUUAUUAUCCUCGGCACACGGCAGUAUUGUAUGAAAGAGGAUUUGUCUACUUUGCCGAAAGCUCGUCGGCACCAGGCAAUAAUGUACAUUAUCCACAACCUCACGAUAUUCCUCUUCUACUUCGGCAUAUUGUACUUCAUCUACAAGAACUUUGAGAUGGCGAGGUAUGGCAUGGACUUCGCUACCCAGCAGAUAAAGUCGUUGUCGGUCGUAGGCAGCGUCGUGAAGAACGUGGAACUCUGAUACUGUUUAUAGAAGUUCGAUUUCUGCCAGUACACAGACCGGAUGUAACAACCUUAACACACGAAGUUGUGCCUUUCUGGAGCUCACGAUGUAUUUCUCACGCGCUUUGAAACGGUACAGCUUUAUGCGUUAACAUUACUACGCCCGGCUGUGUCCACCUAAGCCAGUAUUCAUAGUCAGAUCUUAUAUUUAAGAUCGUCUUAAGUUCAUCUUCAGAUGUCCCGUAGCCAAUGAAGUAAGAGUCGUACAGCAUUUGAAGAUGAACUUAAAACGAUUUUAAAUUUAAGAUCCAUCUAUGAAUACCGACCUAAGUUCCAAAACGGUGCUUUUCUUGAUCGGGGUUGUUCGCAUUAUUUCCUAAAGAUGCGUAAAGACGCCUACGUACGACGAUUGAUAUAUUAAAUUGAUAAAUCCAAGCUAAUGCAGACCAACCGUUUUUAGGAGCGCGACGCUCGCUCCGAUCGAAGGCCGCGGUAUGUGGAGAAAUUGUUUGCGGAGAUCUUAUCUCAAGUCGAAGCUCGAAAGUAGAUUUGCAUACCGACGACACGUAGACCGCGUUCCUCUCCCCGUGUGUCGAGUUCGAUUUCCGCCAGUAUACAGACCAGAUCUAACAACCUUAACACACCAAGUUGUGCCUUUUUGGAGCUCACGAUGUAUUUCUCACGCGCUUCCAAGCGAGAUCCAUCUAUGAACACCGACCUAAGUUCCAAAACGGUCUGAACACUUGUUUUGGAACGCAACCGAUCCAAUGAGAGAACUUGCUUCUCGAAAACGUCGUUGACCAUUGUUCGCAUUGCAAACUGCGUCGAGAAAGAAUUGUUCGAAUUCUUGAAACCCAAUAUACAUGUACGUAUGCGUAAUUUGCGGAGUGUAAUUUGUAUAUUUGUACGUAUUCGUGCAACGCGACGCACAAACGAGGAGCAACUAAAGACGAUCCGCCGACAUAAUGCGACUCCGUUGACGAAUGUGAGCUCCAAAAAGGCACAACUUCGUGUGUUAAGGUUGUUACAUCUGUAUACUGGCGGAAAUCGAACUCGACACACGGGGAGGGGAACGCGGUCUACGUGUCGUCGGUAUGCUUCACUUUCGAGCUUCGACUUGAGAUUAGGUCUCCGCAAACAAUUUCUCCACGCACCGCGGUCUUCGAUCGGAGCGAGCGUUCCUAAAAACGGAUGGUCUGCGUUAGCUUUAAUUUACCAAUUUAAUAUAUCAAUCGUCGUACGUAGGCGUCUUUACGCAUCUUUAAAAAAUGAUGCGAACGACCCCGAUCAAGAAAAACACGGUGCGAGGUACGCGUGUACGAACUUUGACGAUCGUAGAGAUGGAGAUUAUUGGUGUAUUGUUAUAUGGUUCUGAUAAAUCUAAUGUAUAGUAUAUAAUAUAUAGUAUAAUAUAAACAUGUUGACUGGAAUAAAGGUAUAUGUGUACAUACAA